Molecule: messenger RNA, 1560 nt
Organism: Desarmillaria tabescens
Lineage: Eukaryota; Fungi; Basidiomycota; Agaricomycetes; Agaricales; Physalacriaceae
Product: cytochrome P450
Exons: 13
Coding region: 106-1560 (484 amino acids)
Molecular function (GO): monooxygenase activity; heme binding; oxidoreductase activity, acting on paired donors, with incorporation or reduction of molecular oxygen
Source: RefSeq, a predicted model, not a curated record
UUCAGCCAUCGUGACUGCAUCAUGCGAUCUGAUGUCUACCUGGGUGCCUGUAUUGGUCGAAGCCUUAUCCACGGCGUCUGCGUUAUUUCUCUUUUCAUUGCCACGAUGGCCUGGCUGCUUGAUUUGCUUGCUUGUGUCCUUGCCGCUUCUCUCGCUGUAUUCAUACGUUCUCAUUAUCAUCGACGGUCACUACCCCCAGGCCCACCAGGUCAUUGGUUGUUUGGAAAUGAAAUCCCAAAAAAGCGGGAGUUCUUGAAGUACGAUGAAUGGACGAGGACUUACGGGCCUGUUUUCUCUCUGACUCGGUUUGGGAAGGUGUACAUUAUCGUUGGCCGAUACGAUGCGGCUGUAGAAAUAAUGGAGAAGGGUGGUACCCAGACAUCGGACAGACCAAGGGCCAUUGCCGCAUCUGAGACGUUCUCUGGAGGUCUUAGGUCUAUUCUGCUCAAUGAUACACCUAGGUGGAGAACUUUGAAUAGGGCUUUCCAUGCACACUUAAAGACCAAUAAGGCAGCGGCAUAUGAACCCGUACAGCUCCAUCACGCAAAAAAACUGAUUCUUAAUGUCCUUGACGAGCCGAAGAGGUUUACAGAGUACACAAAGAUAUAUGCAGCAUCUGUGAUUCUUACCCUGACCUACGGGAAAAUGACACCUACAACAUUCGAUGAUCCUGAUCUUCAACAAAUGAUUCGAGAGGCAAACCGGCUUCGAAUGACAAAUCGCCCGGGAGCUUACCUUGUGGAUACGUUUCCCGUUCUUCGAUGGGUUCCUGGGUAUCUUUCCGAACUUAAGAGGUGGCAUCAAGAUUCGCUUGCUUUGUGUCGUCGGUGUUUAGGGUAUGUUCAGACAAGGAUGGAUGCUGGGGAGGAAGUACCUGCAUGUUUUGGGAAGGAUCUCUUGGAUAAUAAGAAGAUGUCGUUUGACCAAGCUGCGUAUCUUGCUGGUUCGAUGUUUGCAGCAGGAUCGAAUACAACCGAGUCUGCAAUAAUCUUCGUUAUCAUGGCAGCUACCUGUUUUCCUCAUGCUGCGAAAGUUGUACAGAGAGAAAUCGAUGAGGUGGUUCCUCGCGAUCGAUGUCCGACGUUUGAGGAUAGGGAGCGCCUCCCGCAGGUUAUGGCGUUUAUUUCCGAAUCUGCACGUACAUUAGGAAUUGCACAUGCCGCUUCUCAGGAUUUCAUCUGGCAAGGCUAUGUGAUUCCCAAAGGAGCUACUAUUAUCGCAUCGCCUUGGACCAUAUUCCGUACCCCUGAUGUCUUUCCCAACCCCGAAGUAUUCGAUCCUCAAAGAUGGAUACUUGACGGUAAAUUGAGAGAUGACAUCAGGCAAUUUGUUUAUGGAUUCGGUCGGAGAGUUUGUCCGGGAUCACGCGUUGCGAAUAGGUCGCUGUUCAUUAAUACGGCGCUUCUUUUAUGGGCUUUUGAUAUUGUUGCGACUGAGAGGAUUGACUCGAUGGCAUUUGCUGAUGAGCCAGGGAUGCAUCCUGGAAGUUUUGGGGUACGCUUUGAUCUGCGGUUGGGGAAGGAGAAAGAGGCUUGGGUUAGGUCGUUGAUGGACAACUGA